AUGCCUCCCAAAGCUAGCGCUCGUCGCGCAGCUCCUCGACAAACCGGCGAAUCCGCCUCAGCCCCCACAAACACAGCAAGUGCACCAUCUGCCUCUCAAAAUGCCCGCGAGGCCAGCACAACAACCACCAGCGCGACUCCUGGUCCAGCCGGUCGUCCGGUGCAGCGCCUCCAGUCAUUGAAGAAUCGCAAACCCUCUGGGAGCAUCCCUCCUGCAAGCCGACCUCCCUCUGCCCUCGGCGGCGAACAAGCUAAGCCUGUGAUGAAAUAUAAGCCCAAGGCUGUUGAGCGUCGCAGCAAGGAGGAGCGUGACGCGAUUGAGAAGCGUGAGCAGGAACGGCUUAAUGAGCGUUUGCGCGAGGCUGCGGCUAUCCAGCGUGGUCGUGGGACUCGCGGUGGACGGGGUGCGUUCCGUGGUCGGGGUGGACCAAUGGGGAUGGGUGCGAAUGGACCGUUUGGGUCUGGGUUUGGAGGAGCGCGGCGCGGUCGUGGUGGUGCUUCUGGGGGUGGUGGAGGUGGUUAUGGUGGAGGUGGUUAUGGUGGUGGUUCUCGGAGUCGGUUCCGGUCUGGAAUUAGUGGUGGGAGUCAUGGGGUGGAUUAUGACUCGGAUGAGGAGGAUGAUUAUGAUGGGCUGCGGGUUAGCAUUGACCGGAUUGGGUUGGAGAGUGAAGAGGAGGAAGAUGAGGAGGAUUCGCGACAGAUCAAGGGCAAGAUGCCGAUUCGAUCGCGCGAGGGCUUGCGCCCUGUUCGGGUUACUCGUCUUCAGCAUGAGGAGCGGGUGAUUAGUGUGAAUAUGGAGUCGAGUACUGCCAGGACGGAGGAGAUUCGUCAGAAGGCUGAAGAGGCCAAGGCUGCUGCUACACAGGCCGUGGUCGAGGAGCCCCAUGUGAAGGCUGAACCCGUUGAGGAUGGAGAUACUCCCAUGGCCGACGUGCCUCAUGACGAUGAUGGAUUCCUACCUACGCAAAAGGUCCGUGUCCGACGAAAGGUGUCCAGCCCUCGAGAUCUCGCUACACCCGAACCGGUGCAGUCUGAACCUGAAGUGGUCGAGGCAUUGGAACCUGUAAAGGUUCCUCGAGAUCCACGAGAGCUCCUCCGAACAAGAGAGGAGAUUGAUGAAUAUGAUCGCCACCUGGAGGACCUAAAUCAUGUCCGCAAACUCCUAUACUACGAAGAGGUCCAGAAAACCACAGAGACCUCUCCCACCGAACCACCAACCGCCGACGGCGAGUCUGCACCGGAACCCACCACGGAAACCCAGGACGAAAACGAAAACGAGGACGAAGAUGAAGACGAAGAUGAAACCACCAACCAAGCCCUCCUGGGCCAACUCUUCCUCAUGCAGUUCCCCCCAAUGACACCCAACCUCACCCUCCCCGACGCCUCUACCACUCAACCCUCCUCUACCGACACCCCCGACAACCAACCCGCCCGCCAAACGGAACCCGAAGUGAAACCCGAAGGCGACGACGUCCAAGUCAUUGACGACACCACCCCCGACACACCAAAGGUCAUCACAGCCGCCACAGACUGGGCUCUCCCCGCGGGUCGCGUGGGCAAACUCAAUGUACACAAAUCCGGCCGGGUAACGCUCGACUGGGGCGGUAUCAGCUUUGAUCUGGACCGCGCGACGGCGGUGGACUUUGUGCAGGAGGCGCUGAUUGUGUCAAGUCCGCCGGAAGCAGAAGAUGGGGCGCCGCCGCGAGAUGAUAGUGAGAACAGGGUGUGGUCGAUGGGUCAGCUUUGUGGGAAGUUUACAGUGAUGCCGAAUUGGGAUGAGAUGCUGUGA
This is a messenger RNA of Penicillium daleae, 1788 nucleotides long. RefSeq names its product putative DNA-directed RNA polymerase III RPC4. The transcript has a single exon. Gene Ontology annotation, biological process: transcription by RNA polymerase III. Gene Ontology annotation, cellular component: RNA polymerase III complex. NCBI's taxonomy places the organism in Eukaryota, Fungi, Ascomycota, Eurotiomycetes, Eurotiales, Aspergillaceae. Bases 1 to 1788 code for a protein of 595 amino acids. The record is from RefSeq and is a predicted model, not a curated record. Gene Ontology annotation, molecular function: DNA binding.